Messenger RNA from Prunus avium (sweet cherry), 555 nucleotides. The record is from RefSeq and is a predicted model, not a curated record. NCBI's taxonomy places the organism in Eukaryota, Viridiplantae, Streptophyta, Magnoliopsida, Rosales, Rosaceae.
GAGAGCUUUGUUUCUUUUGAAUAUAUGAACUGUUUUUCUUGAAUUUUUAAUUUUGGUGCUCAAUAUUGUUCGCAAUUUGAGUAAUUGUGUGAUUGAUUGGUUGGUUUGGGCAAGGUAUUGGACGUCAAUGGGUCCUCUGACGCUAGCAGUGGAUUCAAAAAGCUGUUCAGGAACUUCAUCAGAUGAAUAUAGCAAGAAAACGCAAUAUGCUCCUAUAGGAACACGGAAGUCUUUUGCAUCAGUCAGCUUGCAUGAAGAUAAGCCAUUUGAUUUCUUACGCACUUUAUUUGAGGGUGUUAUAGCAGGAGGUACAGCUGGUGUUGUUGUUGAAACAGCUCUAUACCCCAUUGAUACUAUAAAGACAAGACUGCAGGCUGCUCGUGGUGGAGGGAAAAUAGUCUUGAAGGGCCUUUAUUCUGGGUUAGCUGGAAAUCUCGCUGGUGUCUUACCGUAAGUACCCUCUGAAUAUGGGGUUAAGUGAUUUAACACCAAUUGGAAUCAUGCAUGUUUAUUGUAAUGGCUCCGUUUGUAUGCCAUGAACAUGGGUAGUGGAGA